AGAGGUGGGCCGGUUUGGUGAUGCGAUGAUGUGACGCCGUCCUGAGUGAGGUGCGUUGAAAAGUUUGGCGUGGGGAAUUUAACAAAACGGUCAAGCGUUGCCGAAAAACUAAAUGUCUCCAAUGCCAGCAGUCAUUCGACCGGAACGCAGGCUUUCACCCAGCAGAUCACCGGACGACCAGAUUCCCACGCAUUCCCUGUGGCAUACAAACCACUCACAACUCAUCGCUGCGCUCGUCCAAGAUGCCGUCUCGUCUACGCGUGAACCCACCUCUCAUCUUUCUCGGCUCCCUUCGGCGCUCUCACAAAUACUGCCAUACGUACUGGAACAAUUCCCACCGCGAGACGUGCCUGCUAGCAGGGACGUCAAGGGUCGGAAUGGGGAUGUGACGAGAUGCACCAGACUUGAGAUCGCGAGGGCCUUACUGUUGGGGAUGAAUUUUGGGCUGAUUGUGAGGGACGCCAGGAGAGGCAACAAGAGGAAAGGAAGGACAAAGGACGGUUGGGAAGACGAGGCUGGAUGGAUGAGAACGAUGGUGCUGGUGCUAGCUGCGUUUGGACAUGUGUGUACGGAGGCCAGCAGCAAGACGUUACAAGCGAUAUUCAAGGAAGACUUUGAUUUGGACGGUGCAACGGGGGUUCUAAAGGGCUCGGCAGCUGUCUCCACGAUAUGUCACAUUGUGGUUCGAUCUAUCAUCAUCGUGAUGGAGACGGUAGUCUCCUCCUUAUCGCCAUCGUUUGCUGAAUGGCCGCAGAAUAUUCUGAGGAAGAUUCUCCUGGCGAUAGUCACUAGCGACCAACCGUGUUCGGAGUCAUCGUCGGUGUCCCUGCAGAUAUUGGAGGAGUUCACGUCUGUUCUGCUCAAAGCAUUGCGAUACUCGGAGCAGGGAUCGACACAGGGGUCUUCGCCGCUACAUCUGAGCCUAUAUGGGGAAAUUCUUCACGUCAUACCUCUGGCGUCGCGAUCAAAUCCCUCCGAACAGAAGAAGCUGCGGUUCUUGUCGGACCCUUUGCUGCUUAUACGAUACUGCAUUAUGCCAAUGGUGCGGGCAUCCGUAUGGGAUGAACGCUUUAGACCCCGAUGCGCUGUGGCCCUCCGGAAAGCCUCCGCCUUGCUGUUGGCUGAUGCGAAACAGAAAGACUUUCGAGUUCCCGAAGCAUCUCAUCACUCGCAAGCUACAUCUUUCGUAGUAGAUGGCGUAGUGGAAGUAUUAUCAAUUUUUAUGAGCGCGUUGGGAAGCCCGGCACGGAAAGGCACAGAGCCUCCGGCGCAUGCGAUGCGGCCGCUCAUCGUUUCAGAUGGCUUUGUCAGGAAGUUGUCCGAAUGGAUGCGAAGUGCGCGGAAUCCUCGAUUGGUUCAAUUACUGCUGAUGCCAAUAUUGGAGCAGUUGGCUGGAAUCGAAGGGAAUUGGGACCAUUGCGGACAGCUCAUCGAUAUCAUUGUUCAACUGGACGCCACCUUCUCAGCUGAUCAGUCGGCGGAUCCCCUUGCGAAGUACGUUCUGAAGUGGCUGAUGGGAACAGCGUGUGUCCGUGCAGAUUUGUUGCACGUGGAUGCUGCCCUCGAAUCUCCGUCGAAAGACCAUCAUGGUCGUAGACAAAAGAUCGGGAAGCUCCCAAACGCUCAAAGCGAAUCGAUGUUGCGCGUUUUCUGCAUACGAUAUCUCGGAACGAUUCGAAGGCCAUAUGAACAGGGACGACAAAUCACAUGCUGUUUACUAUCCUUAUUCAACGAUAACUCGCAUUUCAUUCGGACCGCUGUGGCUGUUGCAAUAAGCUUCCGAUGCCUGAACGAUUCUCCGACUGCGUCUCUUCAAGACUCUCCACAUCAUCAACCCAAUGGAACAUGUAUUGGGGCACCCCAUACCUCGAGAAAUCCAUACUUGUUUCUACUGAAGUGUGCAAAAGAGGCGUGCUCGUCAUCCUCAUCAUCGUUCCAGCUUUCGACUGAAGGCGAUACUUUCGAGUUGUGGGCAAUAUCGUUGACUGAGCACAUAUUCCGAAAGUGCCCUCUUUUGCCAGAGCGACCAGAUAUGCUCAAUGCAGCUCUAUUGGAGAUGAAAAGGAUGCUCAAUGUCUCUGGAGAGCAUUUGGAGGAGAGUAAUGAUACGAUGACAGAGUUGACUGCUCGCAUUCUUGGGGCAAUUUUAAGCAUCUGGUUUCCGGAGGGCAGGCCUGAGCGUACGUCCAUUAUCGCAAGGCAUGCGCAAGACGAGGUGCUUGGCGUGGUGGAUGCAGCGAUACCAUUUUUGAAAGUCGUCCGCAAAGAUAGCAGGAAACAUAUUAGACUUCGAUGCCUGGAGAUAUGCAGGCGGAUUCUUCGAGAUAUUUCAGAUCUCCCCCGCAUCGAUGCCAUUAGGACGAUUGUUAAAGGUUCCUCUGCCGACCAACAUGAUAAUGAUAUACAAACCCGGCUCUUCCGCGAUGCAAUCCUAGCCAGUCGAGCUACGGAACUCAAAAUGCAUGAUUCGACAGACGUGCCACCGGAUAAUGGUCCAUCCCAGCAAGCAACCACGAAACAGAGCCAUAUUCAGGCAGCAGCAGGUGCACAUGCGUCGAAACAAAAAGUCCAUGUGAACCGUCAUCCACAGGAUUCCUUAAAUGGAUCCACCUCAUCGACCGGAAGCCGGGAGCAUGGUCGCCCGUCCGGUAACGGUAAGGGUCGAAGAGAAGACUCGUCCAAUGGAUCAGAUGAGAAAAAGCUAGUGAACGACUUUUAUGGACGCCUGCGGGAGUACGUUGAGGGCGAUGUUAUUCACCCCUCGCGGCCUUCAAGCCAGAAAGUCAAGUCCGAAGAACCGCAGGCACUCACUGAGGAUGAAGCAGGAGUUCCUCGCUUACACCCAAUGGCGCGCGCUACACAACUCCGCGAAGAAGCCCCGCCACACUCAAAACAUGCUAAAGUCCCGUCUCGAAUCACCUCGAAACACUCAAAGAAGGGUCAGAAUGACAAUAAACCCAACCCAGCAUACUCAAACCUUCCGCUGGAUUCCAUAGAUGCCCUUGCGGCAGAGCACAUCCACCAAUUGGACUCACAUGUGCCAAAGAAACCCUUGGAUGCGACCUUGGAUGAGGAUCCUCUCAUGCACUUGAGCGAGAUCAUGACCAGUGAUGAGGAUAGCGGGGAACAGGUUGCACCGGGACACUUCUUUCUCGGACGGCGUGGUAGUAGCAAAAUCAUCGCGGGUCCCGAAGCCGAAGUCACACCGACAGAUUCUGGUGAGAAGAAAAGAAAAACGCAUUCGAACGAGGAAGGCUCAAGCAUACGAGCUUCCCGUAGUCGUCGAAGCGAGGAUAUUGCCGCGAAGAAAACCCCGAGUUCUGCCAGGGUUGCCGUCGGACCUCCGUCGAACAUCACCCGCGAACGACUGGGCAGUGACAAGUCUCGACAAACGCAGCCGUUAUCAAAAGGUAGUGGCGUCAAGCAACAAACGGACGUUAGAAAACAGAAACGAGGUAGCAAAGCAGCGCAGGAUCUGAAGAUGGCAUUGCUCAGUCAGCCUCGGAAGAAGUCAUUGCUCGAGAACCCUGCACGGAGGCUGAGCACAGAACGACGAGGGGAAGCGGCAUUAGCAAACGGCACAGUUGCCCAAAAGAAGGGCGAGCUUGUUGUGAGCUCGGUCAGAAGAGCUGAUGUCCCCAUCCUCGCAGCGAAGAAGCUGGCUCAGAGCGCUCAAGACGAGCCUGAAAAACCAGGCGGAACCGCCAGUGCCACGGAUUCUCUUUCCCCACUCUCCUAUGAGGAUGACGGUGAACCAUUGGACGAACACGCUUUUGAGCAGGAGGUUUCAGAGGACAAUAUACAACAAGAGGAGUUUGAAAGCGUAGUCCAGAAGGAAAGCACCGCGCACAAAGGACAAGAAAAGGAAUUGGGAUAUCCGGCAGACUCAACAAAUCUCCAUCAGAUUGACAACAAAUGGGCUCCCAUCCUAAGUCGACAUAUUUCUCGACCAGUCACUCCGACUGGCAGAGUGCAUAGCCCCUUCAUCCAACAGAGUACACCCGAUUCUCGCGAAGACGUUUACCCAACCGACGUGACCUCCAAACGGGCUUUGGGACCACAGCUCAGAUCAGCACAAACGUCAUUCCAUUCUCUCCCAGAGCUACCGUCCCUCACGUCCUCCCCGAACUUCGUCCAAACAUACGUCAAUUCAACGGUAUCUGCUUUCCUCCGCCCCUGCUUCCGCCGAGGCGUCGAGCGUGUGCUACAGCAUCUCGUUUUCGGGCGCCCUGAUGCGGAAGCUUACACGUCCGAAGACGAUGAAAUGACCCAUAUUCCAAAUCGGGCCCCAUCAAAGUAUAAGCCUCGCCACAAGAAACCGCUUCACCCGGUCCUACGAGCUAUUUUCAAUCUUGAUCCCACGGUUUUUGUCGACCUGUGUUCUUCUUUGGAUAUACCUGCAACUACGGGCACCUGGACUCAAGCACUCGAUGUCAUCCACAGCUGCUUAUCUGGCCCCUCCAACAUCUUGUGGGACCUUGAAGCCGCGGUUGGACCGAUCGACGUCGCACAAGGGCUCGUGAUUUUGAGAGACCAGGUGCUGGUGGGUGCGAUGUGUCAUAGGAAAGGAAUGAUGCAGCCUGGAGGGUUAGGAAUGGAUCCGAAGCCUCUUGGCGCCUCGAGGAAUGGGCUGGCGGGAUCUGCUGGGGAUCUGUUACUAGCCGACGCGCAGGGAUUCUUGAAGUGGGUCCAGGGCAUUGUGUAAAUGAUUGUGUGCAUGUUGCUGCUCUCCUUUCGAUCUAUUCGACGCUCCAGAAUACAAUUGCAUCAUUCGUUCUGCUCCUAUCUGGCGCCAGUAGCAUUUCCAGAACCUCCUAACGUGGAUGCUUGAAGGAGCCUUGUUGUCGCUGUCACUCAUCACAUGUCAUCCGUUUGUCCCUUUGGCCGCUUCUCCCUUCUCAAAUGCGUGCCAGCCUCGUUGCCC
Fimicolochytrium jonesii is the source of this 4924-nucleotide messenger RNA. RefSeq lists its product as uncharacterized. Bases 113 to 4705 code for a protein of 1530 amino acids. The record is from RefSeq and is a predicted model, not a curated record. The transcript is spliced from 6 exons. NCBI's taxonomy places the organism in Eukaryota, Fungi, Chytridiomycota, Chytridiomycetes, Spizellomycetales, Powellomycetaceae.